Messenger RNA from Drosophila innubila, 1155 nucleotides. RefSeq names its product dimethyladenosine transferase 1, mitochondrial (gene mtTFB1). NCBI's taxonomy places the organism in Eukaryota, Metazoa, Arthropoda, Insecta, Diptera, Drosophilidae. Gene Ontology annotation, biological process: transcription initiation at mitochondrial promoter; rRNA methylation. Gene Ontology annotation, cellular component: mitochondrial matrix. Gene Ontology annotation, molecular function: mitochondrial transcription factor activity; rRNA (adenine-N6,N6-)-dimethyltransferase activity. Bases 1 to 1005 code for a protein of 334 amino acids. The transcript has a single exon. The record is from RefSeq and is a predicted model, not a curated record.
AUGUCACAGGCAACGGCACGCAUCCUCAAGAGCGGUGUGCGAUUGCCUCCGUUGCCCAGCAUACGGGAUCUGGUCAAGCUGUACAAGCUGCAGGCCAUGAAGCAGCUCAGCCAGAACUUUCUCAUGGACGAGCGUCUAACGGACAAGAUAGUCAAGUCGGCAGGUCGCAUUGAUUCCCGCGACAUUGUCCUGGAGGUGGGUCCUGGCCCAGGUGGCAUAACGCGUUCCAUACUGCGUCGUCAGCCACAGCGUCUGAUGCUUGUGGAGAAGGAUGAGCGCUUUAAGGAGACGCUGCUGCUGCUGCGGGAAUGUGCCCGUCCAUUGGACAUGCAGGUGGACAUCUACCACGAGGACAUCUUGCGCUUUAACAUCGAGCAGCAUGUGCCGGACACGGAGCAACGCAUUCAUUUGAUUGGCAAUCUGCCGUUUGCCAUCUCGACGCGUCUCCUUAUCAAUUGGUAUGCGGAUUUGGCUGCACGACGCGGCGCCUUCCGGAGAAACGACACCUGCAUGACGCUCACCUUCCAGAAGGAGGUGGCGGAACGCAUUUGUGCGCAGUUAGGUAGUGAACAGCGCUGUCGUCUCUCCAUCAUGUCACAAAUCUGGACGGAGCCGGUGCUAAAGUUUAUCAUCCCGGGCAAGGCGUUUGUGCCUAAGCCACAAGUGGAUGUCGGUGUUGUCAAGGUGAUCCCGCUUAAGCAGCCCAAAACACAGCUACCCUUUCCACUUGUGGAGCGCGUCAUGCGUCACAUCUUUAGCAUGCGCCAGAAAUACUGUCGUCGUGGCUACGGCACCUUAUUGCCGCCGGAAGGACGCGAGGAGACAACACACAGACUCUUCCAGCUAGCUGAUGUCCAGGAUACGCUGCGUCCAUUUGAGCUGUCUGUGGCCGAGUGUCUGCGUCUAGCCGACGUCUAUGCCGAGCAUCUGGUCACGCAUCCCGAAGUCGCCACUUACAAUUACCGUGGCCCAAAACAGACGGCCAAUCCCGAGUGCCUGGACUGAAUCAACGAUUACGAUUUCAUCAACUUGUUCUUUAUAUUGUAAUAAAGUGUAUUACAUAAGUAGUUCAGUAAAUAGAAACUACAAAAAAAUUGUAAGGCAACCCUUUUAAGGGAGUCAUUGUAAAUUGCUUAUAAAAAAUGUUGUACAAAA